Bactrocera neohumeralis is the source of this 2519-nucleotide messenger RNA. Its product is annotated as protein twist. Gene Ontology annotation, molecular function: RNA polymerase II transcription regulatory region sequence-specific DNA binding; protein dimerization activity; DNA-binding transcription factor activity, RNA polymerase II-specific. The record is from RefSeq and is a predicted model, not a curated record. Bases 229 to 2091 code for a protein of 620 amino acids. The transcript has 2 exons. Gene Ontology annotation, biological process: developmental process; regulation of transcription by RNA polymerase II. Lineage: Eukaryota; Metazoa; Arthropoda; Insecta; Diptera; Tephritidae.
GUGCGGGUUAGGAUGUAAACUGGUUUGUUUUCACGCGAGAAGGUGGAAAUUUAAUUUUUUUUCCAAAUAUACAUUAGUGUGCGUGUGUAUAUGUGAAAACAGCAAUAAAACUAGUGUUAAUUUAAGUAAAGAAAAAAAAUUGCUGAAAUAUUUUUCGUUUUAAAUUUAAGUACCGAAACGUUACUACCAUAAUUUGCGGUGAAGUGCUAAUAGAACUCACAUUAGAAUAUGUCCAUACGCCCGAGUUCGCCGAAAGUUUUGCUGGACAUCAGCUACAAACCGAUGCCGCAUGCAAUGGACAUGCAGGACAAUGUGAUUAAAUUGAUCAAAAUGGAGCCACAAGCCUACGAAUAUCUGCACAACAUGCAAAUGCAACAGGAUAUCGUCGCACACCAACAGCAACAACAACAGCAGCAACAACACACGCUCAGCGGUUCGUUUUAUCACAGCACAAAUGGAGCGCAGGCGUCGCGCUUGGCGCCCACACAGCAGCCAGCGAUGCACACACAACGUCAUAUAGUGGAGCCAACGGAUUUCGCUUAUGGUGACAACGGCGCCGCUGGCGCUGAGGUGGAUUCCACCGACUAUCACAUGCAAAGCCCGGAAAUGCUUAGCAACUGCAGCGCCAACACAACGCCGCUGGCUUUUGGACAAAGCGCGGUGGAGCACACCGCUGGCGCCGCAACAACAACAACCACAAAUAUGGCUAAAGAAUUGAAUAAUAAUUAUAAUAUGCAGAAUGGCGCGUGCAACGGCGUGACGGCGCAGCUGGUGGGUGCGACCAAGCGGAAUAGAGGUGAAUUCGAGAGCGCGGAUCACGAACUUAUGAACGAGACUAAGAAGCCGCAUUUACAGCUGAUCAAUGAGCAACAGCACGCACCACAACAACAACAACAACAAGCGCACUUCAUGCACGCGCAGGAUGCGCCGCGAUUUGUCUUGGAUUAUCUGCCAACAACGGUGUCGGAUGUGAAUUCGAAUAUCAACGGUCCCAACAACAACAAUGCUGACAGCAAUAGCAACAACAGCAGCAGCAACGGCACGUCACAGUUUGACUUUGCCGCGCGGGAAAUGUGUGAGAAUAGUGUGGAUAAUUUCAAAUACGGCUAUCAGCAGCAGCUGCCGCAUGGACAACAACAACAGCAGCAAUCACAACAACCACAUCAGCAGCAACAAAAUCACCAACAGCAAGCAAUGCAGCAAACACUGCAACAGUCACUACAACAACAACAAUCAGUGCAACAACAACAACAGCCGCUGCAACACGCCUUAACUCCAACAACAACAACGCCGCCGCACAAUGUCCCACCAACUAACGGUAUUUUCAGUUUAAAACACGAAAUCGACAAGGAUUUAACACACACACUCGCACACGAGACGGCGACAGCGGCGGCGCUAAGCCAAGUCCACGCGCAGACGCCUCAUAUUAUUGGCAAAAGCCUCGCACAACACUACGACUUUGCGCACUCGAUGAAGAGCAACAACUCCGAAGGCGAUGAUUUGGAAUUUAUGCGCUUGAAUGGCGAUAAUCAUGAGAACUGCGACGCCAGCUAUGAUUACACCAACGAUGAUUUGAUGGACAUACGCGCGGACUCGUUGUCCGACAAUGCAGACACGGCUGCUAAACAUUUUCGCAAACCGCGUCGACGUACGCGCCGGAAAUCGAGCCGUUCCGAGGAUGUCGAUGAGUUUCACAAUCAACGCGUUAUGGCCAAUGUGCGCGAGCGUCAGCGCACGCAGAGCCUGAAUGACGCGUUCAAGGCGCUGCAGCAGAUCAUACCGACACUGCCGAGCGAUAAGCUGAGCAAAAUACAAACGUUGAAGCUGGCGACCAGAUAUAUUGAUUUUCUGUGUCGCGUGCUCUCCACGAGCGAGAUCAGUCUGCUGAAAACGAUGGACAGCAAGAGCAUACUCGCCAACAAUGGACUGCCGCUGGGCACGGCGUCGAUCUUGAAUGCGGCCACCAAUGGCACCGAGUCCGAGCUGAAGGGUCUGCGGCGCGCCACAGGCGCCUCAGUGAUACCACCGGAAAAGCUCAGCUACCUAUUUGGCGUUUGGCGUAUGGAAGGUGACACGCAAAAUAAAACGUAGAAUAAAUUAACAGUUUCGCUUUUGUUUUUGGUUUUUGAAAUUUCGAAGAGAAUUUGUUGGAAUUUUCAACUGAGAUUGGGUUUUCUACACUUGCAAACUUUAGUGUUUAAGUGAACUUGUGGUGUAUUAAAUAUUAGUUAUAUGUAUGUAUGUAUGUAUAUGUAUAUUGUUAUAGUAUUCUCAGUCGUUGGGCUAAAGAAUUUGAACUUUCCAUUAGAUAUUAAGUAUCUAGCUUAGUUUGUAGCUGAUCAAAGCACCAACGUUCAUAUUUAUAACGGCUUUUAUGUAAAGAUAAUUUAAAUAUUUUUAUACUACGGCGAAUAUGCGUUGUUUAAGUAUUUUUUGGUAUAUAUAGUUUAUAUAAGUAUGAAUAGAAGUAGGCAUCGAACGAAAUGAAAAUAAAGAAAUGCAUAAUACCUAAGAAAGAA